AUGGCCUUUCAGUUUGUCAACUACGAGGGCCCCUCGCUCCCCGAAGACAAGGGCGUGCGUACGAUGAUCCGCCGCCAGGCCAUGCACGACGUGGCCAUCGACCGACGCACGCGCGGUAACUAUGGCAAGGCGAACCAGCGGCAGGUGCCCUUUUUUGUUGACGAGGGACGGGCGUCUCCGUCGGGGAAACAAGACAUUGAGGAAAUCACACCCACACACAAGCCCAAGCCAACACCAAAUGCCACUGCAACGGCCAAGCGGCCUCCACGACCGCGACCAUUUGCGCAGUGUGGACAGUCAGGACAGCCAGGACAACGUAGUAUGACCUUUCCGACGUUUUGUUACUCCGCCGACUCGUCCACGUCCACAACAUCCUAUGGCCUCCCCACGUCCAUCUCGUUCCCCGACAGUGCCGCGACCGAAAAGUUUACGCUCCUCUUGAAUCUCGUGCCGCUCACCGGCCUGCGCCUCGGCAUUGGCAAGUUGUCGUCCUUCCAGCUCGAUCUGGCCCGCGCCGGACCGACUCGCCGUGCGCAGUUGUCGCCCGCCUGCCCCCCCCUCAACCUCGGCAACCCCAAACUCGCCCACUACAUUACCAGCCACCACGGCCACGUCCCCGCCCUGCGCUAUGCCACCGACGCCGUGCUGGCCCAGCUGCGGCUAGUCGCGCUACGGGCCCAUGGCACGCCGAGCACGGCGCUGGCCCGGGAUGCCACGCUGGUCUUCUACCAAAAGGCACUGCGGGCCGUGCAGCUCGCGCUGGCGGACGAGCGGCAGCGUCUGACAGAGGAGACCCUGUGCGCGACGCAGUUGUUGGCUGUUUUCGAGCUCCUCGACGAAAACGUCCCGUCCUGGAUGCACCAUGCCGGUGGCGCUGCCCAGCUCAUCCGUCUCCGCGGCGUCCACCGCUUUCGUGCCUCCGAGCCCGGCACCGCGCUGUUCAUGGCGCACAUAGGCACGGUUGUCAUGGACGCCUUCUUGGGCAACAAGGCCUGCUUUCUCGCCGAGGACGCCUGGAUGGCCUUGCUGCGAUCCGCCAUCCUCGACGACCCGGCCCUGGCGCCCGUCCAGGACCUGUCGCUGGCCAUGUGGAGCCACAUUGUCACAGGGCCGGCCAAGUUCAAAACGGUCACCGACUUGGUCAUGGCGGCGCCCGCACCACGCGCGCCCGACCCGCGCGCGCGGGACGCCAUCAUUGCCCACCUCCUUGCGGACCGCGCCAGCCUCGUCGGGUGGAUGGACCGCGCCAUGCGCCAUCCGGCCAUAUGCGAGGACGAUUUCGAGGCCGACGACGUCUACGGCAUCGUGUUUCCGCGAUUGACGACGGGGACAAGGGGCAGCACAGGAGGGCGAAGAAACGCAGAUGACAAGGAUGCGCACUGCCGCCUGGACCGCGUCACGCAGCUUUCGCUCUGGGGCACCAACAUCGUGUGCCGCAUCCUCAAGUCGCGCCUGCUGGUCGCCAUGGCCCCCGCGCGCUUCCGGGCCCUCGAGGCUGAGUGCCAGUACCUGGCCGCCCGUGUGAUGCAGCUCGACGCAGGGGCUGCGGCCGCCGCCGCCAACAAGAGCACCGGCGUGGGCUCGGGCCUCGGGGAUGUGCUCAAAACAUCGUUUGUCUCGCAAAACACGUGGAUCGUCCGCGGCGUCCUGGAGACCAAGGACAUUUGGAGUCAAGACAGUGACGUCAGUGGUGAUGGCAAUGGUGAUUGCGCCGAGGACAAAAUGAUUGAAAAGUGGAAGUUUGAAGCCUGGUGUCGGGCCAUCGGCCGCACGUUGCCCCGUACGCCAAUAGAUACGAUUGCAUCCCUUUCAUGCUAG
This is a messenger RNA of Sporothrix schenckii 1099-18, 1818 nucleotides long. RefSeq lists its product as uncharacterized. Lineage: Eukaryota; Fungi; Ascomycota; Sordariomycetes; Ophiostomatales; Ophiostomataceae. The record is from RefSeq and is a predicted model, not a curated record. Bases 1 to 1818 code for a protein of 605 amino acids. The transcript has 2 exons.